UUUUUUUUUUGUUAUUAUUAUUUAUUAGUUUAAAUAUGGCUAUUAAACGAUCUGAUAAAAGCGACGAAGAAUUAGAAGACGAUUUACCUUUCCAUGAUGAAGAUGAAGAGGAGGAGGAGGAAGAAGAUGAAGAAGAGGAUGUUGUAACUAUUUUUUUUUUACCUUAAUUACCUCUUUUUUAUUCAUUUCAUCCUAUAGAGACCCGCUAAGCGAAAGUACAACCCUUUCAUUGAUGAAAUGGCCAUUGUUGAUGACGACGAAGACGACGAAGAAGAAGAUGAGGAAUAUGGCCGAGAAGAUGGUUUUAUUGAGGAGGAGGAAAGUGAAGAAUUAGCUGCUGCGAAAACAACAGCACGUCGCCAUCUUGAUUUAGAUCGUCGACGAAGAGAAAUGGAAGGCAUGGAUGAUGAACAAGUAGCCGCUUUUUAUGCAGAAAAAUAUGGUGCACGUCAUAGAGUGCAACCUUUUAGAGAUACUGAAGAAGUACCACGACAGUUAUUACUUCCAAGCGUGAAUGAUCCUAAUUUAUGGAUGGUGAAAUGCAAGCCUGGAAAAGAAAAAGAUGUCAUUUUUGGUGUGAUGAAGCGAUAUUUUGAUCGACAAAAUGGCGCCCAUUCAUUAGAAACAUUUUCUGCUUUUGCAAGAGAAUCUCUCAAAGGUUAUAUUUAUAUUGAAGCACGCAAACAGGCCCAUGUUCAAGAAGCUCUUAUCAAUAUCCCUAAUCUUUACAUGUCUACAUUAAUGUUAGUUCCUAUCAAAGAUAUGGUAGAUGCUAUCACGGUACAAAAGAAAGAAAUAGAAAUCCCUGUAGGUGGAUGGGUACGUAUCAAGAGAGGUACUUAUCAAGGCGAUCUUGCACAAGUAUUAGAAGUACCCGAGUCUCAAGACGCCGCACGUGUUAAGGUUGUCCCUCGUCUUGAUCUAGAAAGUGAUGAUAAUACAGGUGGUAAACGUAAAAAGGCAAGUCGUCCAGCACCUCGACUAUUUAACCCUGAACGACUCGCAAAUCGAUCCAUCUCAAGCCUUCAAAAAAAGGGUCCUUAUUGGGUUUAUAAUGGUGACUAUUAUCGCGAUGGCUAUUUAAUUAAAUAUUUAAAGGCGGCUGCUAUACAGAUUGAAGAUGUCAAUCCAACAUUAGAUGAAAUUGCUCGAUUUACAGGUGAUGGUGAUCUUAAUAGUGAAGAUGUAGAACGCUCUAUUGAUUUAGCAUCAUUAUCAAACUUGGCUAUUACAAACGCACAAGCAUCUAAUUUAUUUCAAAAUGGUGAUGUUAUCAAGGUAGUUGAGGGUGAUAUGAUUCAUAGUUCAGGUGUAGUUGAAAACGUUAAAGACACUAGUGUCACUGUAUUAUUAGAUGUAGAUGGUACUAAGAAACGUGUAACUUUGCCUGCACGACAACUUCGUAAGAAAUUCAGGGAGGGAGAUCAUGUUAAAGUUAUAAAUGGUCGAUAUAAAGAUGAAAGUGGUAUGGUCGUGAAGAUUCAAGACAAUAUUGUGACUCUUUUAUCAGAUGCCUCUUUAAAGGAAGUACGUGUGUUUGCUAAGGACUUGCGAGAGGCAGCUGAGGUGAAUUUCGGGAAGACAGUGAUUGGCAACUAUGAAUUACAUGAUUUAGUACAACUUGAUUUUUAUACAGUAGGUGUCAUUGUUAAGGUAAACCGAGAUUCAUUCCAAGUGUUAACACAAAACAGCGAAUUACGUACCGUACAACCACAUCAAAUUACCAAUAAACGAGAUAGUAGGAGGGCAGUGGCGACUGAUGCAAAUGGUAAUAGUGUUCGUUCUGGGGAUACAGUCAUUGAAGUAGGUGAAAACAAACGCAACUGCUCAGUGCUACAUCUUUACCGUCAUUUGGCAUUUUUACAUUCUCGUGAACAUACAGAAAAUUAUGGAGUAUGGGUGACGAAUACACGUUCAAUCAUUAGUGCUUCAGCAAGAGGUCGUGAUAUGCCACCACCACCAUUACCACAAAAGCUUCAGAGUACGAUGUACAAUAAUAAUAAUAAUAAUCGAGGAGGCAGUCGUGAUAUGCGUGGACGUGGUGGACGCGGUGGACGUGGUGGACGUGGCGGAAGAGAUAAUUUGAUGGCCAAGACCGUGCGUAUCUCACAGGGACCACACAAAGGAUAUAUUGGUAUCGUGAAAGAUACAACUGAAACGCAUGCACGUGUUGAACUUCAUACAAACUCCAAGGUGCUUACUGUUGAUAAAGCACAUUUAAUGAUUUUAGAUGCACAAGGCAAUUCAUUAGGGCAAGCAGCACCAGAUCGUUUCGAUUCUCCUGCUCAUGGUGGAUAUGCUCGAUCCAUGGCCACACCUAGUCGAUAUGGAGAUGGUGCGAUCACUCCCAUGUAUAAUGCAUCUGGUGCUCGUACACCUGCGUGGAAUUCAGGAUCCAAGACACCUGCAUGGAAUUCAGGAGCUAGAACACCUAACCCUUAUGCUAAUGAUGGUGGUCGUACACCAGCAUGGGAUUCAGGUUCCAAAACACCCAUGUGGCGAAAUGAAACAUCAUCCUCUGCUUGGAGCACUACUAGCGGUAGUCAUCAAGAUCAUAAUAAUAAUCUUUCUUCGAGGACACCUUCCUAUUUAUCAAAUACGAGUCGAAUGAAAACGUCAGCCACAACAACAGAAAGCGAGACUGCACCAACACCUGCACCACCAUCAUGGACAACUGCUGCUCCUACACCUGCAGCCUCUAACUUUGAUGCAAGAGCACCUACACCCGCUGUUAAUUUUGCACAAACGCCUUAUGAAAGUGCUCCUACACCUUAUGAUAGUGCACCUACACCUAGUGCAGGACUGAUACCUGCUACACCAGCAGCUUCAACUAUGCUAUCAGCGCCUACUCCUGGAAAUUAUUUUCCUACAACGCCUGGUAAUUUUAUGCCUACUACUCCUGCAACUGGUUUGCCACAAACACCUUUUAUGCCUAGUGGUGGUGAUUAUGGACAAGUUGAAGAGCAAGAAGAAGAAAGUGAAGAUAACUGGCCAAUGGAAGACAUUGAAGUGAUAUUUAAAAAGAGUCAAGAAGAUAUUGAAAAAAAUCAACAUGGUAAAAUUAUAACUGUCAAUCGUACAACACGUAAAUGCCUUGUUAGUCUUUUAGAUAACAGCCAAAUAAAAGCUGAUGUAUCGUUCGACGAUAUUGAACCUGUACGACCUAGUAAAAAAGAAGGUGUUAAAAUUAUUUUAGGAGAAUUCCGAGGACAGCUUGGAUCACUUAUUGGUGUUGAUAGUCAUGAUGGUAUUGUACGAUUGAAAGGUGGAGGAAGUGGAUUCAAGAUUUUGAGUAUGAAUUCAGUAGCCAAAUAUGCAGGAACAGAAACAGUUGAUUAAAAAUAAAUAAAUAUACAAAGGGGAGAGGGGGCUU
This is a messenger RNA of Cokeromyces recurvatus, 3373 nucleotides long. RefSeq lists its product as uncharacterized. The record is from RefSeq and is a predicted model, not a curated record. Gene Ontology annotation, biological process: transcription elongation by RNA polymerase II; transcription elongation-coupled chromatin remodeling; regulation of transcription by RNA polymerase II. The coding region runs from base 238 to 3339 and encodes 1033 amino acids. Gene Ontology annotation, cellular component: DSIF complex. Gene Ontology annotation, molecular function: protein binding; mRNA binding. The transcript is spliced from 4 exons. Lineage: Eukaryota; Fungi; Mucoromycota; Mucoromycetes; Mucorales; Mucoraceae.